UGCAUCGUACUCCUUAGCGAUCAGACUCGACCGAGUGUUUACUCAGCACUAGCCGAAUCAUGGGAUUCAUGGCAGGGUCUUGCACGGCAUUGCUGCACGUGGUGAGCUUAAGCGUAUCGCUAAUAAAUACUUGGUGAGCCUGGAUUAUCUCGGACAGUCUCCAUCCACACUUUUUAUUCUUAUUGCAUUCACCACUUCUCCAAAGGUUCCUCCGAAGGCUCUAUCACCCGUUUCUUUCCGUAAUAAUGGAUUUGGAGUUACUGCAAGUGUCCGCGCCAGGAUUGGCGUACAUCUGUCUUGGUGGUUUUGUAGUCUUGGUUUGUUAUAUUUCCUUUAAAACAUAUUUACUCGUAGUGUCUUAAUAUGCUGAUUCUCGAUUGCAGUUCUCGAUAGUAUCCCUCCUGGUAAAAGAGAAGGUUCGAUAGAUUAUAUCUAUGUGUCCUCUUAAUAAUGAUCCAUACCUUUCGCAGUUUUAUAUCAACGAAGUCGUCCUCGGAACUGGCUUUGGGAUCAUCAUAGGCCCUCACGUCGCCAAUGUAUUCACACCCCGCACAUGGGGUCCCUUGGAAAAUACCAUAACAUUGGAGGUAAUGCGCAUCGUCCUCGCCACCGGCUUGUUCGCGGUUGGUGUCGAAUUACCAUGUGCAUAUAUGAAAGAACAUGCAAAGAGCUUGCUCAUAAUGGUCGUACCCACCAUGGCCUUUGGCUGGGUCGUUGUCGCCGGCAUCAUACAAGCGCUGUUUCCGGAGCUCAAUUAUGUCUCAUCUCUUUGCAUUGCUGCUUGUUUGACCCCUACGGACCCAGUCACAUGUGCUGCCAUAACUCGCGGUAAAUUUGCUACUAAACAUGUCCCUGUGAAUAUUCGUCAGAUACUAUCUGCGGAAUCCGCAGCGAAUGAUGGUCUUGCGUACCCGUUCCUUGCGAUAUCCAUUUACCUCACCGUAGAGACAUCCGUUCGAACCGCUCUCGGCAAGUGGUUCUUGGUGGGAUGGCUAUACCAGGUCAUACUUGGCACUGUUUUAGGUGCCGUUCUAGGCCUUCUAUUCUCGAAGCUCAUGAAGAUAUCCCACAAGAGGGGCUUUAUUGAUCGUGAAUCAUAUGUGGCACAGUAUCUGGCUCUGGCCAUCUUCACUAUGGGAAUCGCGAGCACCAUCGGUGCUGAUGAUCUUCUUGCAGCAUUCGCGGCAGGUUCUGCGAUUUCCUGGGACGGUCACUUCAAUGUACAGACAGAAGAUGAUGUAUUCUCUUCUGUGAUAGACUAUGUCUUGAACUGCGGCUGUUUCAUCUACAUCGGUGCUUGGCUACCUUUUGACGCCUACAAUUCUGCUGAAUAUGGCAUCACCCCUUGGAAGCUCGUUCUCCUUAUGAUCACUAUUUUGGUUCUGAGGCGAAUUCCACCCUUAUUGGCACUCUACAAGCUUGUCCCAGAGAUUACUUCCUGGAAGGAAGCGUUAUUCUCUGGCCAUUUUGGUCCAAUGGGAGUCAGCGCAGUUUUCGUGUCUGCCUUAGCUCUUACGCGUUUACCCACUCCGGAAGACCCGCCUGCAAAUCAAGCCCAGUAUCUCGCAGCAGUUAUCCAGCCUAUUGUUUCCUUUAUCGUCCUCGGUUCUAUUAUCGUUCAUGGCUUAUCUAUUCCAUUCUUCAACAUGGGUCGUGGCGUACACUCUCACACGGUCUCGUUAACCAUGACGUGGACCAGCCGCAAUCGUGUUACGGUCCCGGAUUGGGUUCUUUGGGCCCGCCGUGCUCCGGAUGUUGUGGAGCCAGCUGUGGAUGAAGAUGUAGAGCAAGGUUCUACCAGGACUCCUAAAGACACCGAUGAAUCUGCUGUAGAUAUUCCAGACACCGGUCCCCCGGAUGUCCUAACCUUUGAGGAUGUUUCUGGGGAUGUCGCGUCAGUCGUGACUAGACGUCAUAGUCGUGGUAUAGAUGACUCUUCUCCAGAACUGGUGCAGGUUGAGGCUAUCGACAACCACACUGGGCCAGGGAAUUUGGGUAAUGGCGCUCCGGAUGAUAAUCAGAUUAAGAAUGUGCGCUUCCCGACUGCUCAAUAACAACUACCGAGUGUCCGUGGACUGGCAUGUAUAAAUUGUACUGACUUGUGCGGUCGCGACUCGUCAUGUUACAUACAAUAUUACGCUUACCACGUUGAAACUCUUCUUUCCCCCUUUGCAUUCCUUGCUUCCUCUAUCCUUUCACACUCCACUUUCCUUAGUGGU
Suillus fuscotomentosus is the source of this 2219-nucleotide messenger RNA. RefSeq names its product Sodium/hydrogen exchanger family-domain-containing protein. The transcript has 11 exons. Gene Ontology annotation, biological process: proton export across plasma membrane; sodium ion export across plasma membrane; intracellular potassium ion homeostasis. NCBI's taxonomy places the organism in Eukaryota, Fungi, Basidiomycota, Agaricomycetes, Boletales, Suillaceae. Bases 435 to 2054 code for a protein of 539 amino acids. The record is from RefSeq and is a predicted model, not a curated record. Gene Ontology annotation, cellular component: plasma membrane. Gene Ontology annotation, molecular function: sodium:proton antiporter activity.